This is a messenger RNA of Echinococcus granulosus, 5235 nucleotides long. RefSeq names its product putative cation-transporting ATPase. The record is from RefSeq and is a predicted model, not a curated record. The coding region runs from base 1 to 5235 and encodes 1744 amino acids. Gene Ontology annotation, cellular component: endoplasmic reticulum membrane. Gene Ontology annotation, biological process: intracellular calcium ion homeostasis. NCBI's taxonomy places the organism in Eukaryota, Metazoa, Platyhelminthes, Cestoda, Cyclophyllidea, Taeniidae. Gene Ontology annotation, molecular function: phosphoprotein phosphatase activity; P-type ion transporter activity; ATP hydrolysis activity. The transcript is spliced from 28 exons.
AUGGGUACGUUGCUAGCUACGCCGAUAACGGAAAAGUUUAAUGAAUCCGGUGAGGGUAAUAAUCUUCGUUACGGACUCUCCAGUAUGCAAGGGUGGCGUGUCUCAAUGGAGGAUGCCCAUUGUGCCAUAACCAGACUUCCCGGCCAUCUUAAAGAUUGGUCAUUUUUCGCUGUCUUUGAUGGGCACGCGGGUGCUCUCGUUUCGGAACGAUGUGCAGCUGAACUUCUCAAACGCAUUGUGGAUACGGAGGAGUUUAAGAAAAUCGAUCCAGAGCUGGCGCCGAGUAUCCCAGAGGUGCGCCAGGGCAUCCGCGAGGGCUUCCUUGCACUGGACGAGGAGCUGCGUAACUUGCCGGAGAUCGCCAACGGCUCGGACAGGUCGGGUUCCACGGCAGUAUGUGUGCUCAUCACACCGAAGCACAUCUUCUUCGUCAAUUGCGGUGACUCACGUGCCGUGCUCAUUCGCGAUGGGGAGGUGGGUUUCGCCACCACCGACCACAAACCCGCCCAUCCCAGUGAGAAGGAACGUAUUCAAAAGGCCGGUGGCUCUGUCAUUGUCGAGCGCGUUAAUGGCAAUCUUGCCGUCUCCAGAUCGCUGGGCGACUACUCAUACAAGACAGCACGCGACCUCGGCCCGACAGAGCAGCUAAUCUCGCCGGAGCCGGAGAUCACGGUAAUCGACCGGCAACCGGAGCGUGACCAGAUGGUGGUGUUGGCAUGUGACGGGGUCUGGGACGUGGUGAGCAACGAGGACCUCUGUUGUGUAGUCAGCGAGCGUAUGCGCAGUGUGGGCGACCUCUCAAGGGUCUGCAACGAGGUUAUCGACUACUGCCUCUACAACGGCAGCUCAGAUAAUAUGAGCAUGGUUCUCGUUGCUUUUGAGCCUGCACCCAAGGUGGACCCAGAGUUGCAGGUCAAGGACAAACGUCUGGAGGAAACUGUGGAAAGUAUGGCAAACGAUAUUUUGAAUAAUGAUGGCUGUCCAAAGUCGACGCCAGUUAAUCAUCUCCUCAGUCGUAUUCGCAACAACCUGAACGGCGAAUUUCCUCCCCAUGCUGUCUACUGCAAAGGAGGUCUAGUUCAACGAAUAUUGGACGCUCGCGGACCUUCGACCUCGAAGGGAGGAUCUGAAUGCUCUCCUGAUACAAGUUCUCGGUUGUCAAUGAUUCAGCAGUUGCUGGCCUCUUGCCACGGUAUUAUACAGAAUGGAUCUUCGUCACUUCAACGCUCUGGAGUCGCUGAGCCCGUCGUGGAGUCAGCCGAGGAGGCCGUGGAGGAGAAGGCCACUCCCUCUUCAGACAAUGCCACAAACGCUUCCCCCGUCACCACCACCGCUCUACCACCUAAACGCCAUCUCGUCCUCUUCUGCCUUCCACCUCUCAGACCGCUCUCCUUGCGUAACUGUUCUUGUAAAUGUUCCCAUCGGGCCCAGUUAACACCGCGAGCCCUUCCUCGUCAUCACCCUUCAUCCAUCCAAGCACCGCCUUCACCAAAUCGUCCUCCUGUCUCCUGCAUUAUUGUCGUUGAUGUUGCUGUGUUGUUGCCAUUCCGAGCUGUUGGGCAGACAGCAAGACGGACAGAAAGACAAAUGAGAAAGCGGUUAAACCAAAUUUGGAUUUGUGGAAACGUUGUGAGCACGAUGUCAACUGGGAAGUUAACACCAGAUAUAGACUCAAUUAACUUGUAUCGCGAGAAACCCAUACUGCUCCAUGGAUAUAUUUGGCCAUUCGUGUUAUUGUAUUCUAUUUGGCUCGGUUAUUGGUUUGGAACUCUGGGAGCUACUGAAUAUGUGGAAUUAGGAUUGAUUGGUGUCGCGGUGAUUUCGGUGCUUCAUGUACUGACAGCCUUGUUCUGUUAUUGGUUUGUGUCAGUUCGGUGUCUUCUUAUGUUUAGAAAAGAAAAACUUGUCUCACAGGCCACAUUUGCUAAAGUUAUACCUCCAGCAAACUCUGGCUAUCCUGCCAUUGUUCCUAUUUUCCAUACAAAGAGUAUUGCCACGGAGAGGUUGACCCAUUACUUCUUCUAUCAGCGGCUGAAAUACACAUUCGAUUCUGAUGAUAAGGAGAGUAUUCACGCCGUUAGGUUUCCUCUAUCAUGGUCGCUAAGGGAAUAUAAGGACUGGCGAGGCUACACUUCAGAAGAAGGCAUAAAAAUCGCAAAGGAGAAUUAUGGGGACAAUCAUUUACGUCUCUCCGUCCCUCCCUUCAUGGAAUUAUUCUUGGAGCGGGCCACUGCUCCCUUCUUUGUUUUCCAAGUGUUCAGUGUAUUCCUUUGGUGUCUUGAUGAAUACUGGCUUUACCCGAUAAUGACUCUUGUCCUUCUUGUACUUUUUGAAAGCGGUCUGGUAAUGCAACAGCUGAAAAACCUGAAGGAAAUUCGCUCAAUGGGUGCUCAACCCUACCGAAUACACGUGUACAGGAACAGAAAGUGGAACACUAUAUCCAGCGAGGAUAUUGUCGCCGGUGACAUUGUUUCUGUCACCCAGUCAGUUCAAGAAAAACUAAUCCCAUGUGAUUUACUUCUCCUGCGAGGCACUUGCAUCGUCGAUGAAUCCAUGCUUACGGGUGAAUCUAUUCCUGUAACCAAGGAACCAGUGGAGAGUUUAACGAACAUGAAGCCAAUUGACUUCGGCGAAGAUGACAAAAUGCACGUCCUCUUUGGUGGUACCAAGAUAGUGCAGAUGACACCGCCAGCAAAGUACGCAGGCCUACCGAAAGCACCGGAUAAUGGGUGCCUGUGCUUCGUGCUACGCACGGGUCUAAGCACCUGUCAGGGCCGCCUCCUCAAGACCAUCAUGUUCAGCGUGAAGGCGAUCACCGCGAACAAUCUCGAGACACUCGCUUUCAUCGCCUUCCUUCUUGUUUUCGCCAUUACUGCAUCCGCCUAUGUGUGGAUCGUCGGCACUGCAGACCCGAGAAGGAACCGUUACAAGCUCUUCCUCGAGUGCACCCUCAUCAUCACCUCGGUCAUUCCACAGGAGCUGCCCAUCGAGCUUUCCCUGGCUGUCAACACCUCCCUCGCCUCCCUCUCCAAAAUGCUGAUCUACUGUACCGAGCCUUUCCGAAUUCCUCUGGCCGGUCGUGUGGACAUCUGUUGUUUCGACAAGACUGGCACUCUUACUGAGGAUGAAGUCGUUGUAGAAGGUGUCACUGGUCUUAAUGGUGAGCUGGCCGAAAAGAUCAUUCCUGUACGCAAGUGUCCCCUUCCCACCAUCCAAGUUCUCGCCUCUGCCCAUGCCCUUGUCCAUUCUGAGUCCGGUCUCCUUGGCGACCCUCUGGAGAAGGCCAUGCUCAAGGCUGUCGGGUGGAGUCUCAACGCUGAGGGUGUGGUGCAUGGCAAAACCACUCCCCGGUCGCCUCCAUUGCGCAUUUACCAGCGAUUCCGUUUCACGAGUCAGCUGAGACGUAUGUCAACGGUGGUGGGCUACCAGGGCACAACCGAUGUGGAUUUAACCUACAUGGCCUGUGUAAAGGGUUCCCCAGAGGUGCUCAAGUCGAUGUUCGUGGAUUUGCCAAUGGACUACGACGACGCCUACCUCCAGAUGGCUCGCAGGGGUGCACGUGUGCUUGCUCUGGGUCACAAGACACUGGGACGACUUAGUCAUCAGCAGGCAAAUUUUGAAUUACUUGCAAUGGAAAUUUAUGUUCGCGAGUUAGAGCGCGAGGAAGUGGAAAGUAACCUGACCUUCGCAGGCUUCGUGGUGAUCUCAUGUCCGCUGAAACCGGAUUCACUAAAGGUCAUCCAGAUGCUCAAGUCUUCAUCGCACCACGUCACAAUGGUCACUGGUGACAAUCCGCUCACCGCGUGCCACGUGAGUGAUCUCUUAGGCAUCACGCGCAAGGAUAUGCCCAUCCUCGUCUUCACGCCUCCCAACGAACUCGAUGACAGUUGGCACUGGCAGUCAGUAGAUGACAAGGUGGUAGUGCCCUGUGGUACAGUGACAACAACACGGGAGCUGGCGCGGAAAUACGAGUUCUGCCUUACUGGCGACGGAAUUGAAGAACUUCGCCGCAUUUCCUCGUCCUCCUCCGGUAGCUGUGAAAGUCUACUGAAUUGUAUGCUGCCCAAAGCGAAGGUGCUGUCACGGGUGGCGCCCUCCCAGAAGGAGUUUGUGCUUGCUAGUCUGCGUGAGCUGGGUUACACCACUCUUAUGUGUGGUGAUGGCACUAACGAUGUGGGAGCUCUCAAACAGGCGCAUGUCGGCGUUGCAUUGCUCAAUCAGACUCCGAUUAUGACACCUGCGAAAAACGGUGUCAAAUCAGCGUACCAGUUACCAUUGUCGGUGACGCAGCCACAAUCCGGACGACACCGUCAGCCCUUUGGUAACUCAAAGACACUCCAGGACCUUGCUGCCGAUGACGAGGUGCCGAUUGUACGUCUGGGCGACGCCAGCAUUGCUGCUCCUUUUACCGCCAAGAUGUCUUCCGCUAUUGGAGUUUGUCACAUAAUUCGCCAGGGUCGCUGCACCCUCGUGACGACGCUGCAGAUGUUCAAAAUCCUCGCCAUUAAUUGCCUCAUCUCUGCCUACAGUCUCUCAGUGCUCUUCCUGAAGGGCUUUAAGAUCUCCGACUGCCAGACCACCAUCCAGGCACUCCUUAUGACCGGUUGCUUUCUCUUCAUCUCGCGCUCCAAGCCUCUGGAGAAGCUGUCGCCACGACGCCCUUUGCCGAACGUCUUCAACCUUUAUACCCUCCUCACCGUAGGUGGACAAUUUGCCGUCCACUUUGCUGCCCUCUACAGCCUCAUGAAUGCUGCUGAGGCCCAAAUGCCACCUCUGCCCGAAGGAGAGUUAAUUGAUAUUUAUGCUGAUUUCAAACCGACGGUUCUCAAUACAGCAGUUUAUCUUAUCUCCACCGCCUUGCAAAUCUCAACUAUCGCGGUGAACUACGAGGGUCACCCUUUUCGAGAGUCGCUGUUCGAAAAUCGGCCCUUGCUGAAUGGCCUACUUUUUGCCACCGCUGGCGUCGUCGCUUUGGCUUUUGGUGCUUUCUCCGACAGUCUGGAGUUGGUGCUUUUGGAUGACAGCAUGCGUCUCGCCUUUUUCCAAGCUAUGAUCUUCGACUUUGUGGCAGCCUGGAUGGUGGAUCGUCUGCUCUUUCUACUAUUGGGACGUGAAAUGAGUGAAAUUAAUGCAGGCUACGGGCAUUCGGAGGCAUCACGCUUGCGCUACCAAUUGCUGGGGCUGAAGUUUAUUCCAGGAACCGGAAAUCGCUACAAGCUGAAGAAUGGCAGUUAA